AUGUACAUGAGAAGUUCAGCCUUCUCCUAUCCUUCACCGGCAACUAAAAUUCCGAGAACAGAUAUAUCACUUCGUGAAAUACUGGACACUUAUCGUGAUAAUAAUGAUCUAUUAAAGCAAAUUCUCGCGGCAAAGGCCGAAGAGGAUAAGGCAAGGAAUUUAGAAUUUUAUGUCAUCGGUUCACAGGACAAACGUGCUGAAGAGGAAAAGUAUAAGACCGAGGCACUUCGUUUGCAAUGCAAGCAAGUGGAAUUAGAGAUGCUAAAAGAACAGAAGAAACCUCCUACAAUUUUCACGGGAGUUCCACACAUUCAUAGUCCAUAUUUACCAAUACCUCCGCCUAUUGCUACUACACCUACAAGUGCAACACGCCUGUCACCACCAUCAUCUGCUAAUAACGGACAUGACAGUAUGUCCUAUAGUCAUAAUGGGAUCUCCUCGCAAAGUCAUUCGUAUAAUUCUGUUAGUCAAAGACCCUCUUUAACACUCUCUAUCCCUUCAUUCCCAAUCAUAACGACAUCACCAACCACCAUGCAUAAUCAACACUCAUUUUCCACACCUACCAGUAGUGUACAAGAACACCCUCAUUCCGCAUCUUCCCAUCGUUACACUCAAAGUCCAACAACCAUGAAUAGUAAUAAUAAACGCCCUAAACUCAAUUCCGAAAGUGAAGUCGAUCACGAAUAUGUGAUGGAGGCUUUAAGACAGAAAGUGCAAAGGAACCAGGAAAAUCCGGCGAAGAAAUAUAUGAAUGUGUUUAAGCCAAGAAGUGUUAGUACACCGGUGGUUUCUCAUAGUAAUUCUUCGCCUAGCCAGCCACACCCCCAUUCCCAUCAACACCACCAGAGUCGAGAUCAACCAAAGCAUCAGCAGCAAACAGUUUCUCCUGUUGAUCCUCCUAUUGCGCGUUCUCCAAUUCCGCCAUUACCUCCGAUGAAUGUUCACUCGCCCGGAAUGAAUCAGGAACAAGCAACGAAAAGUUGA
Molecule: messenger RNA, 984 nt
Organism: Acaulospora colombiana
Lineage: Eukaryota; Fungi; Glomeromycota; Glomeromycetes; Diversisporales; Acaulosporaceae
Source: the annotation of a GenBank genome assembly